Molecule: messenger RNA, 4635 nt
Organism: Magallana angulata
Lineage: Eukaryota; Metazoa; Mollusca; Bivalvia; Ostreida; Ostreidae
Exons: 18
Coding region: 85-4488 (1467 amino acids)
Molecular function (GO): serine-type endopeptidase inhibitor activity
Source: RefSeq, a predicted model, not a curated record
GGUACACAUAAAAACUGGAUAGUUCAAUAAUAGUACCGCUGGACGAACAAAAAUAAGGAACAACAUUUUAAAUUUCGGAAAAAAAUGCACUUAUUUCGACUUUUCGGAUUUCUGACAAUUUACUUCACAGCUACAUCCGGGUACUAUCUCUGUCCUCAAAAUGUCCAGUGUCCGCCCGGAUGUACAAAAAUAGACACAAGAGGAUGUAAGCUCUGUGCAUGCGGACCGGGUAUGUUCCACCCCGGGGGAUAUUUAGGAAUGCCAAAAGGCAUGACAGGAAGUUUUGGAGGUUUUAUGCCGGGUUCAAUGGGCGGAGGGAGUCCCUUCGGAAGCAUGCAGGGUUCCCAUCACGUGUCAGAGCGGCCAUUGAAGGAGUGCCCCGGUACCAUGCUCUGUAUGAUGACGUGUAAAGGACACUACACGCUCGGCGACGUUGGCAGUAACGGCUGUCGAUCAUGUACAUGUCCCACCCACCAUGAAACCACGCACACGUCAACGCAUGUUGUGACGGUACAGACCUCCUCCGGCCACACGAGUCCUCACCACGACUGUUCGGGCACCAAGCUGUGUAUGAUGACCUGUAACACCCAGUACGUGCUGGGACAGAGGGGCUCCGACGGCUGUCAGAGCUGUACCUGUCUACCAGCUCCAACAGAGGCGCCAAAACCCGCCCCGACAAAGUCAUGCAUGUCUACCGUGCUGUGUAUGUUGUCCUGUAAGACCGGAUACUCACUGGGCGCCACCGGAAGUGACGGAUGCCAGACAUGCACAUGUGUUGCGCCUCCGACUCAGCCACCCACCGCCCCUCCUGCUAAAGUCCUGACAUGCUCCCACACCAUACAGUGUAUGCUCAACUGUAAAAACGGGUACACGCUGGGUAAUACCGGAACAGAUGGUUGUCCUCAGUGCGCAUGCGUAGUCCCAACAAAGGUGGUAGAGGUGUUGACCUGUUCCAAGAACAUCCAGUGUAACUCGGGGUGUGGAGCGGGAUAUAAGUGUGGGACCGACGGGUGUCCUACCUGUAGCUGUAUCAAACCGGCGGCUGUGGGACUGACGGUGGUGGAGGUGAUCAAACAGCCCGUGCGGUGUACCACAACCUUCUCCUGCCCGUCCUCGUGUGAGCUCGGAUACAAGUGUGGCUCCGACGGCUGUCCGACCUGUCAAUGUCUCAUCGCUGUACCGAUGGCUCCCGAGAAAACUGUCGAACCUUGUCAUAACUGCAAUACAAACACAGUUGUCCCUCAGACAAUCAAACAACCCUGCACCGACUGCAACACAGCAACAGCAGUGGUUGUUCCACCAAAGGUUGUGGAACCUUGCAACAAUUGCAACUCAGUAACAGCCGUACCAGUUCCGCAACAAGUAUCAGUAAAUCAAUGCAAAGACUGCGAUACGGGUCACGAACUUCUCGUAUCUCACGUAACUUCUGGCGGAAGUAAUUGUCAAGGUGAUUGUGACAACUCUAAGCCAUCAGGUGGAAGUAACCAAUUUAAGCCUGGUGGUACUGGCGGAAUGUCGGGAGGUUUCAAACCAGGGACAGGAUAUGGAGGAGGAGUUCCCUCGCCGAUAAGUUCGGGAGGUAGUACUGGAAUAGCAGGAACUAAUAGUGGUGGGUUAACCACCGGAAAUUCAAAUGGUUCAGGUAUGCCCUCGCCUUUCAAUCCAAACGGUAACGGAGGAAGUGGUAUUUCCAUUGGCACUGCAAGCGGAUCUGGUAUGCCAUCUCCUUUUAAUCCGGGUACAAACGGUGGUACAGGAGGUUUAGGAGCAUCAACUAGUGGGUCGGGAAUGCCGUCACCAUUUAACCCAGGAACGAAUGGAGGGGGUACAGGGACAGGAGCCGGUUCUGGUAUGUCAUCACCAUUUAAACCAGGGACCAACGGCGGUGGAAAUAGUGGAACCGGAUCUACAUUCAACACUGGUUCAGGAGUGAAUUCACCUUUUAACGUUGGAAGUAAUGGCGGACAAUCAUUGUCUGGAAAUACAGCUGGAAAUGGCAUGUCGUCACCUUUCAAACCUAGUACAGGUGGAGAUGGUAGCCAAGCAGGACCCUUUUCAGCUGGAUCUUCCUCUGGGAACAAUCCACUUUUACCACAAUUCUUGCAGGGAAGCAGUGGAAUGAACGCACAACAAACCGUAACAGGCGGGAACGAAAAUAUAGGAACUUCUGCUGGAUCCGUAGGUGGAGGUCUUACCCAAGUCAACACUGCUCAGACUUACGGUCAGCAGAUAGACAUCAGUCAGUACAGCGGACAGCAAACAGGCAUCGUGGCCACGAACACGAACGGUCAAAUGAGUGGCGGACAAAUCGGUGGAAAUUUUUCAAAUCCAUUCGUUGCUUCCGGAAAUGGAGCUUUUACAAAUGAAGGUUUCAAGCCGAGUCCUUUUAUGCAAGCUGCUGGACAAAAUGGGGGAAGUGGUCCUUUUGCGGGAGCAAUGACUUCUGGUAAUGGAUCCUCAACUGGCCCAUUUUCAGCAGUCGGUGGCAACAGCAAUCCCGGAUUUUCGGAAAACACUUAUCCUAAUCCUUUCCAAACGACAGGGGGUUCAAAUGGCGCUCAGGGUGGAGGAGGAAAUUCAAAUGGAAACGGCGCAUCAGGAUUUGGACCUAGUCCGUUUCAGACUACCGGGACAGGAAGUGGUAGUCCUCAGCCAUCAUUCGGUGGUUCUGGUGGAAUGACAUCUGGAAGCACAAAUGGUGGAUUGAAUCCUUUUGCUGGUUCUUCAAAUAGUGGAGGGAGCAAACCGGGAUUCGGGGGAUCUGGAGGUUUUAAUACGGGUGGAAGUUCUCAAGGCGGAUCAGGAUUUGGUGUCAAUCCGUUUCAGAGUGUCGGAUCUGGAACUGGUCCAAAACCUUCAUCAGGUGGAUCAAGUAAUGGAAAUACUCUCGGUGGUGGAAUGACACCGAACUUUGGUGGAGGCAGCGGUGGUUUCAAUCCAUUACAAGGGAACUCGGCUGGUAGUUCAAUGAGUGGACAAGGUCCAUCUGGUUUUGGGGGUGGCUCUGGGAAACCGGGAAGUGGAGGAAUUGGAGGGGGACCGAUGGGAGGCGGAUCAACGGGAGGUGGAUCAGGACCGAUGGGAGGUGGAUCAACGGGAGGUGGAUCAGGACCAAUAGGAGGUGGAUCUGGAGGAAGUGGGCCAUUAGGAAACUUCCACGCACCAACCGGAUACGGAGGCGCGACAGGAGGUGGACCAAUGAUGGGAGGAUCGGCUGGAGGUGGUCAAUUGACAGGCGGAUCUUUAGGUGGUGGUUCCUCUGGAAGCAAACUGGAUGUACAAUACAUAAUUAAGAAGUGUCCAGAAACAAUGCACUGCAUGACCACUUGUCCCCUGGGCUAUCGUUUGGGAGGACAGGGGAAAGAUGGCUGCCCACUUUGCACAUGUUUAGGAAAACAAGGGGAGACGAUGCAAGGUCUGCCACAUCAGAAUACUCUAAACGGUUUGGGAAAUUUACCGAAAGGAAAAACAGAAGGGAAGAUAGAACCGUCAGGACAAAAAGAAAAACUAAAUACACAAAAUAUAGUUUGUCUGUCCUCGUUCGCAUGUCCGAUCACAUGCCUCCAUGGUUAUAAACCGGAUGCUAAUGGCUGUCCAACCUGUUCCUGUCACGUGGUACCAGAACAAGCAUACACCUCCCCUGCCUCCCUGAAAUGCAAUGGUCACUUCUCCUGCUCCGAGGAAUGCCAAACUGCUUACACUGCCGGAAGUGACGGUUGUCCACAAUGCGACUGCGUGCCGGUUUCCAAACCCCGUCCUACGCCACAACCAACUCAUAUAGAUGCGCACGCCAUCCUGGCACACUGUCCCACAACGAUGAACUGCAUGACAACAUGUAGAGAAGGAUACACAUUGGGCGGAACUGACGCUCACGGAUGUCCUAGCUGCACAUGCGCAAAGAUACAAAAAACUGAAUGUAAAACGGGGUGUGAAAAACAACCAACAGCCAUCGCAGUUAAAACAUGUGACGCAACUAUCACCUGUAUGACGUCAUGUGCCAACGGAUACACGCUAGGAAACAAAGGUCACGACGGUUGCCCUGUCUGUAGGUGUGAACAGAAGUGUACCACAUGCGAGACCCAUCCAAUCGUCGUGCAGAAGGUGGACGAAUGCCACCACGACUGUAGUCCUAAACCCCAGCAGGUCGUCGUUGUUCAGAAGACGCCGGAGUGCACGGAUAACUGCGGCCAUCACACCGGAACAUACGUGGCUGUUAGUGGUACCAGUGGUGGAACAUCCGGGGGUACUGCGCUAGCAACGUCCGGUGGUGGUGGCGGUGGCAGCGGCGGCGGUUUCGGGGGUGGCGCUGCCGGCGGUUUCUCUGCAGGAGGCGGCGGCGGUAUGUCGGCCGGGGGAAUGGCCGCCGGAGGAAGUGGGGGAGGUUCCCAAUGUAAGCCCCUUCCACCUAACUGCCAUCCCCACUGUAUCAAAUACGACGUCGCUCAUUGCAGACUGUGUAUGUGUGAAAGUGAGCCAAUGCACGGGUAAAGAACUUUUAUCAUUCCUGUAAACUGUGAUGUACUCUGUCGCAUGUACAACGUCUAAAUUUUGCUGUCAUAAGUUGGCAAAUAUUAUUAUGUUCGAUGACUACUAUAGUCACAUAUGAGAAAGGUAAUAAAAAGUUCUUGUUUUUGA